AUGAAUAAACCUGAUUAUAAUGAACUAAUGGAGUUGACAAAAGAUUACAUUGAUACAUUUGAUACAAUAUUCAGGUUGACAACGCUCAAUGAAGACGAAAUAGAUAAAUUGUACAAUGAUAUCAAAAGUAAAUUGAUUGAAACUAAAAAAGUUCCUCUAUCUGAUAUUUUUAAAGCGAUCCAAAUGGCAGCAUUAUAUAACAAUCGCUAUUUGAAUUCAUAUUGGCUACUCUUCAAAAAGUUUUUUAACGAAUAUCAUCCGCUAAACGGAAUAGAAUUUGUCAACCAAGGUUUUGCAGCCCUUUAUAUUAAAGAAUAUAAUACUGAAUAUGAUGAAAGUUUUGAUAAUUUAUUCUCUAAAACUACACUAAUCAAUGGAUCAUUAAGUCUUCAUGAAAAAAACUCAAUAUAUUGGGCAAUAAUGUUUGACAACAAAGAUUUAUUUAUUCAACUCAUAGAAGAAAAUGAUUUUGAUAUUAAUCAAAUAUAUAGUAGUGCUUUCUAUCCAAUUCAUGAUAGGGGAUUUUCUUUAAUUGAAUUAUGCUGUUAUUAUGGAGCUGUUAAUUGUUUUAAGUUAUUAAGAACAAAGUUCAAAUCACAAAUAACAGAUUUUUGCCUUGAUUGUUCAUUUUUAAGUGGGAAACCAGACAUCAUGAAUGAAUGCUUGAAAGAAUUAAAACCAUCCUAUGAAACCAUGCCAUAUGCAAUUAUUUCACAUAAUAUUGAUUUUGUCAUGUUUCUUCAGAACGAAUAUGAUCUGAAAUUUUCUUUAGAAGAUUGUGUGAGAUAUUAUAAUCUUCAUCUAUUCUUGGUUUAUUUAGAUCAGACAAAGAAUAUUAACGAAUGCUUUCUAUUUUCACCACAUUUUCAUUGUAAAUCUCUUUGCGAAUAUUUACUUUCUCAUGGUGCUGAUAUUAAUUCAAAAAGUCCUUACGGUGAGACUGCUAUUCAUAAUGCAGUCUUAGAAAAUUGUAAAGAAAUAGUGGAGCUUUUGAUUAUACACGGAAUAGAAAUUAAUGUAAAAAACGAUUAUAAUGUUACUCCAAUCGAUAUUGCAGCAACACAUAAAGAUAAUGAAUUAGCGGAGAUUCUCAUCUCAAAUGGUGCAGAUAUUAGUGACUUGAAUCCUUUUGGAAAAACAUUAAUUAAUUCUUCUGUAAUGUAUGCAAAUGAAGACACAUUGAAAGCACUUAUUGCAAAAGGAGUAAAUUGGAAUGCAAAGGAAAAGAUUCAUGGAAAAACAGCACUUCAUCAUGCUGCAGAAAAUAAUAAGUUUGGAAUGGUUGAAUUUCUUGUUGCGCAUGAUGUGGAUAUUAACUCAAAAGAUAAAUAUGAUAAAACACCUUUACAUUAUGCAGUAAUCAACAAUAAUUUGCAAAUCGAAGAGUUUCUUAUUUCACAUGGCGCAGAUAUCAAUGCCAAAGAUAAUCAACUUAAAACAGCCAUUCAUUAUGCUGCAGAGAAAAAUCGAAAGGAAAUUUUAAUAAAUCUAAUUUCUCAUGGAAUUGAAAUAAAUUCUAAAGAUAAUUUGGGACAAACUGCUCUUCACAUAGCAUCAAUGCUUAAUAACAGUGAGAUAGUAAAAAUUCUCGUAUCUCAUGGCGCAGACAUCAAUGCAUAA
Trichomonas vaginalis G3 is the source of this 1620-nucleotide messenger RNA. RefSeq names its product spectrin binding. Lineage: Eukaryota; Parabasalia; Trichomonadida; Trichomonadidae. The transcript has a single exon. The record is from RefSeq and is a predicted model, not a curated record. The coding region runs from base 1 to 1620 and encodes 539 amino acids. Gene Ontology annotation, molecular function: protein binding.